AUGGUUCGUAAACUUAGCCUUGUGGCUCUGGCAAACCUCUUUUCGUUCUCAGUUCAGCAGAACUGCGCAGCAUUAUUUGACCAAUGUGGAGGCACUGGAUGGCCCGGCGCAACAUGCUGCGUUGCUGGCGCUCAGUGCACUUAUGUGAAUGACUGGUACUCCCAGUGUCUUGCGUCAACUGGUGGAAACCCCCCAAGUGGAACAACGACUUCGUCCAGCUUGGUUUCACGGACGUCGUCGGCAUCUUCAUCCGUCGGCUCCUCAUCCGGUGGCGGCUCACCAACCAGCGGUGCUUCCACCUAUACUACGACAGAUACAGCUACUGUGGCUCCUCAUUCGCAGUCUCCUUAUCCCAGCAUUGCCGCAUCCAGUUGCGGAUCGUGGACUCUCGUGGAUAAUGUUUGCUGCCCAUCAUAUUGUGCCAAUGAUGACACAUCCGAAACAUGUUCAGGCUGCGAUACCUGCACUACGCCCCCCUCAGCGGACUGCAAAUCCGGGACCAUGUAUCCAGAGGUCCAUCACGUAUCCAGCAACGAGAGCUGGCACUAUAGUAGGUCAACCCACUUUGGUCUAACGAGCGGCGGGGCUUGUGGCUUUGGCCUGUACGGUCUGUGCACAAAGGGCAGUGUUACGGCCAACUGGACGGAUCCCAUGCUUGGCUCGACGUGUGAUGCUUUCUGUACAGCCUAUCCCCUGCUUUGCAAAGACCCUACCGGCACGACUCUUCGCGGCAACUUUGCAGCUCCAAAUGGUGAUUACUAUACACAGUUCUGGUCGUCGUUGCCAGGAGCACUCGAUAACUAUCUGUCUUGCGGCGAGUGCAUCGAAUUGAUCCAGACAAAACCGGAUGGAACAGACUACGCUGUGGGUGAAGCCGGUUACACAGACCCAAUUACCCUCGAGAUUGUUGACAGCUGCCCAUGCAGCGCGAACUCCAAGUGGUGCUGUGGUCCUGGCGCCGAUCACUGCGGAGAGAUUGACUUCAAAUAUGGCUGUCCUCUUCCUGCUGACAGCAUUCAUCUCGACCUGUCGGACAUCGCCAUGGGCCGCUUGCAGGGCAAUGGAUCGCUGACAAAUGGUGUCAUUCCAACUCGAUACAGGAGAGUUCCUUGCCCCAAGGUGGGAAACGCCUAUAUCUGGCUUCGAAACGGCGGAGGGCCGUAUUACUUUGCUCUCACAGCAGUCAACACCAAUGGGCCCGGCUCAGUAACGAAGAUCGAGAUCAAGGGCGCAGAUACGGACGCUUGGGUUGCCUUGGUCCAUGAUCCAAAUUAUACAAGCAGUCGCCCACAAGAACGCUAUGGCAGUUGGGUUAUUCCACAGGGAGCAGGGCCUUUCAACUUGCCGGUUGGAAUUCGUCUAACGAGCCCGACGGGUGAGCAGAUUGUAAAUGAACAGGCCAUUAAAACAUUCACCCCUCCGGCGACAGGAGAUCCCAAUUUCUACUACAUUGAUAUUGGUGUACAGUUUAGUCAGGAUUAA
Trichoderma citrinoviride is the source of this 1482-nucleotide messenger RNA. RefSeq lists its product as hypothetical. Gene Ontology annotation, cellular component: extracellular region. Gene Ontology annotation, molecular function: cellulose binding. Gene Ontology annotation, biological process: carbohydrate metabolic process. Bases 1 to 1482 code for a protein of 493 amino acids. NCBI's taxonomy places the organism in Eukaryota, Fungi, Ascomycota, Sordariomycetes, Hypocreales, Hypocreaceae. The transcript is spliced from 6 exons. The record is from RefSeq and is a predicted model, not a curated record.